UAAAAACUAAAGGAAUCAUCAUCAUCAUCUUCCUCCUCAAUCAUGCCAUCUCAGAUCAUGUGGGAAAAGUCUGUCAUUGACAGACUGUUUUUUCUUUUCCUUUUCUAAAAUUUUUCCCUCAAGUGGGGUGGUUCUUCCAUGUAGUGUAGUAGUAGGCUAAUUAAGCUUUUCUGAGUUGUUGCCAACCGCAUCAUUCCUUUCCUUAAUUUCUUCAUCUUUUUUUUUUCCAUUUCAAUUUCUUAACUACUGGGAAUUGCCACUUUGUUCCUCAAUCCACAAUCAUUAUGGCCACCCAAACUGUUGAUUCCCAUCAAACUUCUACAUCCGAUGAGCAAACGGUGAAGUUAAGUAGUGAAGCAGUAAAAGGAAGGGAACAGAUAAAUCUCUCUUCACCACAAGAAAGUGUAGAAGACGACAGAGAGAAAGGCAAAGCAGACAACUUACAUAUUCCAGAUAGUACUACUUUGUCCACGUCGGAAGACAAGGCAGAGGAUAUCCAGGUUGAGCCUCCUGUUAUUGAGGUCAAAAAAACAGAUGAAACCCCUGAAUUGGAUCUUCCAGUUCAUGAUAAUGUCAAGUUGGAAAAAGAAUCUACUAUUGUAGCAGAGGUAGGGGCUACUGCCACUGUCGCCGAUGAGACGCAACACAGGGAGAGCCAAUCAACUGAACCGGUCUCCGAGGCAACUGAGCUGCCAGUAAUUGCGUUCUUGGAGAAGAGUAUACAGGAGGAGUUUGAUGCAAGUGACAAUGUAAAGAGCCCACCAGAAGAGCAGCCAACUGCAGAAGUCACGAAAAGAGAGUCUCUGGAGGUACCAGCUGCUACUGCAUCUGCAAAAAAAGUAGAAGAGCAAACAUCAGACGCUGUGGGCCUUCCAAAAGUAGAAGUUGAGUCAUCAGGUGAUACUGUUGGCAGCCAAGAAAAAGAGAAACCGGCUGUGUUUGUACAAUUUGCAAAAGUUCCAGAAAAAGUGGAAAUUGUACCUGAGCCUGUCGAGGAAGUAGAAGAUAAGAAGCCAAAGAUUGACGAUAAUCCAGAAUUAUCAGUUGCGGCAGACUCUGGUGAGGGCCCAGUAGAGGCAGAGGAGAAGCCGGCUACAGAAUUUGUCAGUCUAGAGAAAGAGCCAAACAAGGAACCAGAGAUUUCUGUUCCAGAAAAACCUGUUGAACCUCCACAGAAAGAAGCUCAGCCCAUUGAGGUCGUUCCGGUGAAAGAACCAGUAGAGGAUGUUGAAAAAGAAAUUAUUGAAACAGUUGAACCUCCGGCAGAAAAGGAGCAUCCAGUUGAAGUUCAUUCAAUUAAAGGAUUGGACGAAGUGAUAGUAAAAGAAAUUAGCGAACCUGUAGAAGUUCCCAAGGAAAAGGAGCAGGCAUCUGUAGUUGAUCCACAGCAAGAAUCAAGAGAAGUGGUAGAAACAGGGAUUAGUGAAACUGUUGAAGUUCCCAAGGAAAAUGAAUUGCUAGUUGAAGUUCAUCUAGCAAAAGAACAAGCAGUGAUAGCAAAAGAGACAAGUGAAUCCACUGAACCACUCAAGAAUGAGGAGAGCCCAGAUGAAGUUCUUUCCCAGAAAGAAUCAGUAGAAGUCAUAGCAAAAGAGGUUACUGCAUCCUUUGAACCUCCUAAGAACAAGGAACAAGUAGAUGAAGACUUUUCAGUGACAGAAUCUGAAGAAGUGAAGGAAAAAGAGACCAGUGCUUCCACAUUGGGUUCUGAAGAAGUUGAGAAACAAGUACACGAGGUCAUUGUAGUAAAGGAUGGCAUAGAAGAGUUACCUGAAAUAACCAAACAUGUUCAAGACACUUAUGUGGAGGCUGAAACCAUGAAAGAUGAGAACGCAUUGACUCCUCGCAAUGACUAUAGCCCACCAAUUGAAGAAGGAAAUAUCCAGAAAGAAGAGGCACAACACACAGAAGAAAGUGAUAAACAAGAUUCAGUAGGUGAGGUGGCUAAAUCUGGUCCUAUAGAAGACUCCGGUAAGGACCUAGAAAAGGAUCAACCGGCUACAGAGUUUGUCAAUGUGGAGAAAGAGACAAAUGGGGAACCAGGGAGGACAACUUAUGUUCCAGAAGAAUCCAUGGAACCUCCAAAGAACCAAGCACAACCAGUUGAGAUUGUUCAAGUAAAAGAACCGGAAGAGGUGGUUGCAAAAGAAGUUAUAGAAACGGUUCAAUCUCUGACAGAAAAGGAGCAGCCAGUAGUGAUAGCAAGUGAAUCCAUUGAACUUCUCGAGAAAAAAGAGCAGCUGGAUGAAGUUCUUUCUCAGAAAGAAUUAGUAGAAGUCAUAGCAAAAGAGGUUAGUGCAUCCUUUGACCUUCCCAAGAACAACGAGCAAGCAGAUGAAGAUUUUCCAGUGGCAGAUUCUGAUAAGGGCCUAGAAAAGGAGCAACCAGCUGAAGAAGAUAUCAGUCUGGGCAAAGAGCCGAGGGAGGAACUGAAGACAACUCCUGUUCCAAACUUGUCCGUUGAACCUCCCAAGAAAGAAGAUUCGCCAAUUGAGGUUCUUCCUGUAGAAGAACAAUUAGAAGUGGUUGAAAAAGAAAUUAUUGAAACAGUUGAUCCUUCAACAGAAAAGGAGCAGCCCAUUGAAGUUCUCCCACUACAAGAAUUGAGAGAAGUGAAGGAAAAAGAAAUUACUGAACCCGCAGGACUUCCUAAGGAAAAAGAACAGACUGAAGUUCGUCCAGUGAAAGAAUUAGAAGUCACAGUGGAAGACACUAGAGAAUCUUUUGAACCUCCCAAGAAUAAGGAGCAGGCAGAUGAAGUUCUUUCCCAGAAAGAAUCAUUAGAAGUUAUAGCAAGAGAGGUCAAUGCAUCCUUUGAACCUCCCAAGAACAAGGAUCAGGUAGAUGAAGGUUUUCCAGUGACAAAAUCUGGAGAAGUGAAUGGAAAAGAGACCAGUGAUUCUACGUUGGGUUCGAAAGGACUUCUGAAACAAGAACCUGAAGUCAUUGAAGUAACGGAUGGUAUGGGAGAAUUACCUGAAAUAACCAAACACGUUCAAGAAACUUACGUGGAAGUUGAAACUGUGAAACAUGAGAAGGCAUUGACUCUUGGAGAUGACAUCAACCCACCUAGUGAAGGAGGAAAACCCCAGGAAGAAGAGGUGCCGUGCGCAGCAGACAGUGACAAACAAGUUACAGAGGGUCAGAUGGCUAAAUCUGGCCCUAUAGAAAACUUUGGUACGGGCUUGGAAAAGGAACAACUGGCUGAAGAAUUUGUCAGUGUAGACAAAGAGCCAAGGGAGGAACCAGAGACAACUUGUGUUCCAGAAUUGUCAGUUGAACCUCCCAAGAAGGAAGAGCAAUUGAUUGAGAUUCCUCCAGUUGAACAAGAAGAUGUGAUUGAAGAAAAAUAUAUUGAAUCAAUUGAACUGCCUACAGAAAAGGAGCAGCCCAUUGAAGUUCAUCCACUAAACGGAUCAAGAGAUGUGGUGGAAAAAGAAAUUACUGAACCCAAAGAACUUCCUAAGGAAAAGGAACAUGCAGCUGAAGUACAGCCAGUGCAAGAAUCAAAGGAAGUGAUGGCAGGACAGAGCAGUGAAUCUGUAGAAAUUCCCAAGCAAAAUGAGUUGCUAAUUGAAGUUCAACCAGUGAAAGAAUUAGAAGUCGUAGUGGAAGACACUAGUGAAUCCAAUGAACCUCCCAAGAACAAGGAGCAGCCAAAUGAAAUUCCACCCGAGAAAGAAUUUGGAGAAGUUAUAGCAAAAGAGAUUAGUGAGUUCUCUGUACCUCCCAAGACCACAGAGCAGAUGAAUGAAGGUUUUCCUGUGACAGAAUCUGAGGGAGUGAGAGCAAAAGAAAUCAGUGGUUCCAAAUUGGAUUCAGAAGAAUUUGAAAAAGGAGAACCUGAAGUUACCGAAGUAAAGGAUGGUAAGGAAGAAUUGCCUGAAAUAACCAAUCAAGUUCGGAAUGAUGAUGUGGAGGUUGAAACUGAGGUAGUUGUGAAGGGUGAAGGUGAGAAGUCAUUGGCUCUUGGUGAUGACAUUGUGCCACCUUUGAAAGUAGGACAAAUCCACAAAGAAGAGAAGCAAUGCACAGUGGAAAGUGACAGACAAGAUUUGCUCGGUCAGGGGGCUCAACCUAGUGUAGAAUCAGCUGCAGGGAAUUCUCCCCAUGAGGUGAAAGAAGAUGAAAAGAAGGAAUCGAAAAAUAUCAAUGUGGUUGCAAAAUUAUCAGAAGGGGAAGCACCAGCUGUGGAAAAGGUGGGAAAAGAAAAUGCUGAAAAAGUAGUGGAAACUGACAAAGAAGAUGAAGUUACACAUGAGAAAAUACAGGAAUUAACUCUGCCAAGAGAAGAGGUGGCUCCUAGAGAUUCUGAAACUGACACUGUGGAAGCAGAUAAGUCAACUGAUGACCAAAAAACUGGUGAAGUAGUUGAUCGGAUUGCAGAAACCAAGAUAGAGGACAGUACUAAAGAUGAAAAACCAGGAUUGGUUGAAACUGGCAAUGCUGAACAUGUAAAUGAAACAACUAAAGAACUCCAGGAAUCUGAGUUGGAAGUAAAGGAUAAAGAAACUGUGAUUACAGGAGGAGAAGUUCCAAAAGUGAGUGACAAGAAAGAAGUUCCAUCGAAGCCUAGUCAUAAGCAUUCACACAAUAUUUUAUCGAAAGUAAAACAGUCACUGGUGAAGGCAAAGAAAGCUAUCAUUGGGAAGUCGCCCAGCUCAAAAACCCUUACCUCUGAAGCAAGGGAUGACAUUAAAGUUAAGUGAUGGUAUGGAAUUGAUAAACACUGAUUAGUUCACACCAAAUGCCGCAUUACCCUUAUUGUUUGGACACACAGCUGGUUCACAGUUGUUGCGUCAGUAUUAUUUGAUUUCUCUUGGUUUGUUUCUUAUUCAAAAAAGAGUGUAUAGAUAGAAGAAGGUUUCAGUUGAUGCUAUACUUGAUACUGUACGUAUACAUUUUUUUUCUUUGUAUUUAUCAUUUGUUGGUGAUUUGUUUGUUUUAGUAAUUAUCAGAAGAUGUGGUUGUGAGGAUUUUUUGGAUAGUUGUUAUAGUUGUAAUGUUAAGUUUAUUAUUGUGCCAUGGAGCGUACACUGUCAGAAAAA
Messenger RNA from Momordica charantia (bitter melon), 5048 nucleotides. RefSeq lists its product as uncharacterized. NCBI's taxonomy places the organism in Eukaryota, Viridiplantae, Streptophyta, Magnoliopsida, Cucurbitales, Cucurbitaceae. The record is from RefSeq and is a predicted model, not a curated record.